Anopheles nili is the source of this 925-nucleotide messenger RNA. RefSeq names its product CCHC-type zinc finger nucleic acid binding protein (gene CNBP). Gene Ontology annotation, molecular function: zinc ion binding; nucleic acid binding. The transcript is spliced from 3 exons. The record is from RefSeq and is a predicted model, not a curated record. NCBI's taxonomy places the organism in Eukaryota, Metazoa, Arthropoda, Insecta, Diptera, Culicidae. The coding region runs from base 318 to 779 and encodes 153 amino acids.
GAGGCAGCCGAUUUGUGAGGUGGACCGUGCGCUUUUCAUAGUGUGGUUGUCGCUCAUUUGGGUUGGUAGUUCGGUUCUGUGCACCGAGUGUUGCAGUGAAUUUCAUCGGUCCACGUUGAGGGAGCGCGAGAGGAGCGAAGAGUGUGCGAAAGAGUAAGGCCGGAAUCGCCAAAGAGCAUUUUGCUUGUGUGAAAGAGAGAGAGAGCGGGAGAGAGAAGAGAGAACGAGCGAGAAAACUUGCCCAGCGCCGCCGCAGCCUACUUCUAAACAGCAAAUUUUCACGUCUACACAACAUAAAAUCCAGCAGUAGCAGCAAGAUGAUGUCCACAAACACAUGCUUCAAGUGUGACCGCCCCGGCCACUAUGCCCGUGACUGCCAGAACGUUGGCGGCGGUGGUGGCCGCGGUGUUGGCGGACCACGCGAUCGUCGCGAUUUCGGUCGCCGCGAGAAAUGCUACAAGUGCAACCAAAUGGGCCAUUUCGCGCGCGACUGCAAGGAGGAUCUGGACCGGUGCUACCGGUGCAACGGAAGUGGUCACAUUGCUCGUGACUGCAGCCUAUCUCCCGAUGAUUCGUGCUGCUACAACUGCAACCAGAGCGGCCACCUGGCCCGCAACUGCCCGGAGAAGAGCGAUCGUGACAUGAACAUGUCGUGCUAUAACUGCAACAAGAGCGGCCACAUUUCGCGUAACUGUCCAUCGGGUGACAAGUCGUGCUACAGCUGUGGCAAGAUUGGCCACUUGAGUCGCGACUGCACAGAGAACAAGGGUCGGGAUUAGAAGUCGGGUUACUCGUCGUGGUGUGGCAGUAACAACAGCACUGCGGCGUAUUUCCGCUUGCCACAUCAGUCCUCGUCCUCCUCCUCCGUAGCAGCAGCAGCAGUAAAUGUAACGUCAUCUCCGCAUCAGCAGCAACAGCAGCAGCA